GAUGGGCGUAUAAAAAUCGACCUCAAGUCCCAGCUCACCAAGACACUCGUCAAGCUUGUCCCGGAGAAGACCAGGGAACCUUUCGAGCCCAGCCGACGACUAUCCACUGUUUAUCGAGGCUGGAAUAUCCGUAUGAAUAUCGUCAUACAAGUCGUAGGCAGCCGCGGUGAUGUACAACCGUUUGUUGCGCUAGGUCAAGAGCUUCAGAAGCACGGGCACCGCGUUCGGCUGGCGACUCACAACGCCUUUGAGGGGUUUGUCAAGAAAUCCAAUCUCGAGUUCUACCCCAUCGGAGGCGACCCGAAAGAGCUAAUGGCCUAUAUGGUCAAGAACCCCGGCUUGAUUCCGUCAAUGAAGAGUCUUCGAGAGGGCGACGUCAAGCGCAAGCAGAUCAUGGUCGGAGAAAUGCUCGACGGCUGCUGGAAGUCAUGUGUGGACGCAGACGUUUACUCACAGGAGCCGUUCGUUGCAGACGCCAUCAUCGCAAACCCACCUAGCUUCGCCCACAUACACUGUGCCCAAGCACUUGGUGUCCCACUCCACUUGAUGUUCACGAUGCCCUGGAGCAGUACAAGAGCGUUCCCGCAUCCCCUUGCGAGCUUCAAAGCCGGGGAGAUGGACCCGGCACUCAUCAAUUACGCAUCUUACGGGAUCGUAGAGUUCCUCACAUGGCAAGGCUUGGGGGGUGUCAUCAACAAAUUCAGAGCCACGCUGGACCUCGAGCCCAUACCGACAACAGUGGGACCGGCGCUGGCGGAAGCGUUGCACGUUCCGUUUACCUACUGCUGGUCGCCAGCACUCGUUCCCAAACCCGCAGACUGGCCGUCGCAUAUUGAUGUCUGCGGCUUCUUCUUCCGCGAUCCGCCUCCCUACGAGCCACCAGAGGCAAUCUCCAGCUUUCUUGAGAGUGGCCCAUGUCCGAUCUAUAUCGGCUUCGGUAGCAUCGUGCUGGAAGAUCCGGCCAAUAUGACCUCACUGAUCUUGGAAGCUGUACAACUGUGCGGCAUACGAGCAGUCGUAUCUCGGGGAUGGAGCAAUCUAGGUCAAGGGCUGCCUGACGAGGCCAACAAUGUCUUGUUCAUCGGCGACUGCGAUCAUGAGUGGUUGUUCCAGCACGUCACGGCUGUCGUUCACCACGGUGGCGCAGGCACAGCCGCUUGCGGUCUGAAGAACGCAUGCCCAACUCUCGUCGUACCCUUCUUCGGCGACCAACUAUUCUGGGGCGACAUGAUCGCCGCGGCCGGUGCCGGACCAAGACCAAUACCGCACAAGCAGCUGUCAAGCCGGAACCUGGUCGAUGCAAUCCAGACUCUCCUUGCGCCGGAGACGAAACAGGCCGCUCACCGCAUCUCCUCACAGAUGGCCAGCGAACAGGGUGUCAAAGCAGCAGCCCAAUCUUUCCACGCCAAUCUCCCUUUCGAGGCUAUCCCAUGCCAUAUCUUGCACGACCAGCCUGCCGCAUGGCUGUACAAAAAAGCACCCAUCAGGCUCUCCAAACUCGCAGCGCAGAUCCUCAUCACCAACUCAAUCAUCUCGCCCGCCGACCUGAGCAACUACGAAUCGCAACCCAUGCACGUGACAAACCGCCGCUGGGACCCGGCCACAGCCACAGGCUCCGCCGGGCUCACAAUCGUCUCCUCGAUGGCGGGCGCAGCAACCGACAUGGUCUACGCGCCCUACAAAGCCCUCCACACGCCGAAACCAGACGGCAUAAGCCACGCCGCCCACAGCGCCGCGACCGCAGGCCGCAUGGCCGGCGCGGCAGCCAAAAGCUUCGGCCGCUUCAACGCAGCCCUGUUCAAAGGCGCCAUCGUCGACCUGCCGCUCGCGGCGGCCGAGGGCUUCCGCGCCGUGCCCAUGCUGUACGGCGAGGCGCCCGUGGACCACGGGGCGGUAACGGGUGUCUCGACGGGAUUCCGCAAGGCGGGGCGCGUGUUUGCGUCUGGCGUGGGUGGCGGGCUCGCGGGCCUGUUUGGGCGCGCCGUUGCGGAUGCGAAGCGCGACGGCGCUGGGGGGUUCGCGGUCGCGGUCGCAAAGGGCGUGUUGGGCGCCUCGGCCAUGACGGCGGCGGCGGCUGUUGGCGUCGUUGCGUAUCCUGGUCAGGGCAUCUGCGCGAGUCUACGCCGCGUGGUGCGCUCGGGCACCAGGAGAGACGUCGAGGCGAGGAAGAGGGUCGAGGGCGCGUAUCUGGCGCAGAAGGCUGGACGAGACGGAUGGGACGUCGGUGUCACAGAGGCAUUCGAGCUGCUGAGGGGCAGCAAGGAACGCGUCGAGGCCUGCAUCUGA
Didymella exigua CBS 183.55 is the source of this 2286-nucleotide messenger RNA. RefSeq names its product glycosyltransferase family 1 protein. Gene Ontology annotation, molecular function: hexosyltransferase activity; UDP-glycosyltransferase activity. NCBI's taxonomy places the organism in Eukaryota, Fungi, Ascomycota, Dothideomycetes, Pleosporales, Didymellaceae. Gene Ontology annotation, biological process: carbohydrate metabolic process. The record is from RefSeq and is a predicted model, not a curated record. The transcript is spliced from 2 exons. The annotation marks the transcript as partial.